This is a messenger RNA of Rana temporaria (common frog), 1360 nucleotides long. RefSeq names its product transmembrane protein 100 (gene TMEM100). Gene Ontology annotation, biological process: cellular response to BMP stimulus. The transcript has 3 exons. The record is from RefSeq and is a predicted model, not a curated record. Bases 545 to 943 code for a protein of 132 amino acids. Lineage: Eukaryota; Metazoa; Chordata; Amphibia; Anura; Ranidae.
UUCAGGGCUGAUGUUACUUCCAGCUCUACUGAUGUUUAGAGAGGUGAGGGAGCAGUGACAUAUUCCUUUCCUGCAAUCACUACUUUUCGUAUGAUUCACUAGACAACAUAGAAGCUGCACAAGCUCUGCCGAAAAGAACACAGGGAAAGCGGUUGGGCUUCACGUCGUACAUAAUCCUCCUAGAACACAUAGGAAAAUAAGACGUUUCUUGGAUCAAGGCUUCAGAUCUGUGCCAACAUGCCAGACGGGGAUGUUCUGUAGCUGAAUAAUCAGUGUAAGACCAAUACUUCUCAAGAAAACCUUGGAGCUAACGAUGUGUCAUCUGUAACUCGGCUCCGAGCCGCACACUGCUAUUCAAAGCCAGCAGGCGCUCUCCGAAUAUUUCCUGCUAAACACAAACCGGACUGAGUCAAAACCCAUGUUUUGUUGAUUGAACACUCUGGGGACUUGUCAUACCAUGGAUUAUAGAUUUUCACGCUGUAGACAAUUUGGACCCAAUACCGAAGCUUUCUAAGAGAUCAUUUAAGACUUUUCCUACAACAAAAUGGUGGAACAGCCAAUUAAAGACAUCUUGGGCCCUCCGAAGGCUUCAGAUCCCAUGAUGAUGGAGAAACGCAAUGACUGUGUAAUUAUAACGGUUCCGAGAGUCAAUGAAAACCAGCUAACUGCAGCGACGGGUGGAGCUGAACUCUCUUGCUAUCGCUGCACAAUACCCUUUGGAGUGGUUAUUCUUAUAGUGGGCGUUGUUGUCACAGCAGUGGCUUAUAGCUUCAACUCUCACGGAUCAAUAAUCUCUGUUUUUGGGCUGGUCUUACUAUCUUUUGGAUUUCUGCUGGUCUGCUCGAGCGCUCUAUGCUGGAAAAUUCGACAACGGAAUAAAAGGGCAAAAAGGAGAGAGAGCCAGACAGCGCUGGUGGCAAAUCAAAGGAGUUUAUUUGCUUGAGCGUUGGAGGACAGCGAGAACAUUGGUGAGACUGAAUGUGCUUUAGUCAUUUGGACCAGCUGGAGGGGGGGUCUUGGAAACCUCCAUCUUCUUGGGAUUUUGCUCUUAUGAGACAGACGUGUUCAAGAGUGUAAAACGACUGAGGAGGCUUAUGUAAUGGAGAAUAUUGUCGUAAUAUUUGGUAUGAGUGAGGUUCAACAGAAUUCAGACAGUCAGUAUUUUAGUUUUUAUCCCAUAAAUUGUCCUUCCUGUGUAAUAUGUUCUUGCAAUAGAUAGUGAUAGUCAGCUACUUUGCCUAAGGCCAUUGUGCUCUGUAUGCGGACGGAGGUUUUGGAUACAUCAUGAGUGAGUGAGUGAGUGAGAGACUUGUAAAGCGCAACACAUGCAAACUGAAUCGCCUCUGGGCGCUGUAUCCAU